CUAGCGCCCUGGGGUGGACAUGCUAACUUAGGGCUUGGGAAUUCACCCUCAGGUCCCACAAACGGGGCUCACGCUUCACUUUCUCACGACGGGCCCUCUUGGGGUACUUCUGACCAUCCAUUGCAUUCACAACACCAACCGCCUGGUCCUGUUUCAGCCAACGGUUGGGCUUCAGCCCCCGGGACUAGAGUUGAGGCCUGGGCUUCUGCGAAUAUUUCCGAGAGCUCUGUUGCCAAUCGUGGAUAUCCUGGCUAUAGAAGUAUGGCUAAAGCCAUCCUAGUUGGAACAAGAAAAAUUCAAAUCGCUAAUGCUAUGACAGCAUUUCCUUCAAAAUGCGAACUUCAGGUUUGUAUCUCUAUCAGCUUUCAUAAGGGACUAAGUUCACAGGAUAACGCUUUCGGUCUACUUGGGCGUGACAAAGAAAGAGAUGUCAAGAGUGCCUUCUGUCAAGUCACUAGAAUAGCGAUUAAAAUACUUAAAAAUCCGCUGUGCGUUCAAGAAUAUUUUAAGUUGGACGAAUAUUGUGAGCUCAUUAUGCUUUCCGUGGUCCGUUGUACUACAGGCUGGUACGCCUAA
Molecule: messenger RNA, 576 nt
Organism: Protopolystoma xenopodis
Lineage: Eukaryota; Metazoa; Platyhelminthes; Monogenea; Polystomatidea; Polystomatidae
Source: the annotation of a GenBank genome assembly